UGACGUAGGCGGUGGGGGAGAGCUCAGCCAGCCCUGCAGGGCGAGCAGUCCAGCCCUGGGCUCACCGGAGCUUAAGCGUUGCAGCAGGAAAACUUCCAUCUCGCUCUCCUGGCUUUGAUCCUCACUGGACAGCAGACCAGAGGCACCGAAGGGAGGGAGGAUGCGAGAUGACUGGCCCUUUGGCAACCUGACCAUCGACUUAGCAGAGCCUUCAAAAGCGAGCCAGGGGCUGGCUGCACGACCAAGGAGGCGCCGCGCCUCUCGUGGAUGUGUGUGUGUGAGUGAUCCAGCGAGUGUGUGUGCGUGUGAGGGUGUGUGUGUAUGCCUGUGUGCACAUCACAAUUGUGUGUGUGUCCGGGUGAGUGUGCGUGUGCACGCGUGAGUGUGUGUGUAUGUUUGCAUGUGUGUGUGAGUGCUCUUGGCUAUUAUUAUUAUUUUUGGAAGAAACAUCUUUGAAAAUCUGGGGCAGGUUACUGUGCUCCUAGGGUGAUUCUUCUUUUGCAAGAGGAGCUGACCACAGCAAGCUACUAGAGCCAUUUCUCGGCAAGUAAAGAGAUUUUUCCUCCCAGAAGGAGAAGGAUUUUUCUCCCUGCUCUGCAGCCAAGUGAAAGAGAUUAGUCCCUAAACCUGUGAAAUCGACCAGAGCUGUGUGAUUACCAGGGCUUGAGAGAGGACUCGAAAAGAAAAGGAGAAAUAAAUCAGCCUGUCAGUUCCUUUGGCCACAUCGGAAGAUGUCAUCUCAAACUAAGUUCAAGAAAGACAAAGAGAUCAUUGCUGAAUAUGAAGCCCAAAUAAAAGAGAUCCGUACGCAGCUGGUGGAGCAGUUCAAAUGUCUGGAGCAGCAAUCAGAGUCGCGACUGCAGCUGCUUCAAGACCUCCAGGAGUUUUUCCGCCGGAAAGCUGAGAUUGAGCUCGAGUACUCCCGCAGCCUGGAGAAGCUGGCUGAGCGCUUCUCCUCCAAAAUCCGCAGCUCCCGGGAGCACCAGUUCAAGAAGGACCAGUACCUCCUCUCACCUGUGAACUGUUGGUAUCUGGUUCUGCAUCAGACCCGGCGGGAGAGCCGAGACCAUGCCACCCUCAAUGACAUCUUCAUGAACAAUGUCAUCGUCCGCCUCUCCCAGAUCAGUGAGGAUGUCAUCAGACUCUUCAAAAAGAGCAAGGAGAUUGGCCUGCAGAUGCAUGAGGAGCUCCUGAAGGUGACCAAUGAGCUCUACACAGUCAUGAAAACCUACCACAUGUACCAUGCGGAGAGCAUCAGUGCAGAAAGCAAGCUGAAGGAGGCCGAGAAGCAGGAGGAGAAGCAGUUCAACAAGUCCGGAGACCUCAGCAUGAACCUGCUCCGGCACGAGGACCGGCCCCAGCGCCGCAGCUCCGUGAAGAAGAUUGAGAAGAUGAAGGAAAAGAGGCAGGCCAAGUACUCUGAGAACAAGCUGAAAUGCACAAAGGCCCGAAAUGACUACUUGCUCAAUCUGGCAGCCACCAACGCAGCUAUAAGCAAAUACUACAUCCAUGACGUCUCCGAUCUGAUCGAUUGCUGUGAUUUGGGCUUUCAUGCCAGCCUGGCCCGCACCUUCCGGACCUACCUCUCAGCUGAAUACAACCUGGAGACGUCUCGCCACGAGGGGUUGGAUGUCAUUGAGAAUGCGGUGGACAACCUGGAUUCCCGAAGCGACAAACACACAGUCAUGGACAUGUGCAACCAGGUCUUCUGCCCUCCACUCAAGUUCGAGUUCCAGCCCCACAUGGGGGAUGAGGUAUGCCAGGUCAGCGCUCAGCAGCCCGUCCAGACAGAACUGCUCAUGCGGUAUCACCAGCUGCAGUCCAGACUGGCCACCCUCAAGAUAGAGAAUGAGGAGGUUAGGAAAACCCUGGAUGCCACCAUGCAGACCUUGCAGGAUAUGCUGACAGUGGAGGACUUUGAUGUCUCUGAUGCCUUCCAACAUAGUCGAUCAACGGAGUCUGUCAAGUCCGCUGCCUCUGAGACCUACAUGAGCAAGAUCAACAUUGCCAAGAGGAGAGCCAACCAGCAGGAAACAGAAAUGUUUUAUUUUACAAAAUUUAAAGAAUAUGUGAAUGGCAGUAACCUCAUCACCAAGCUGCAGGCCAAGCACGAUUUGCUCAAGCAGACCCUGGGCGAAGGGGAGAGAGCAGAAUGCGGCACCACCAGCAGAAGAGAUGGAAGGCUUAGGCUGCCCCACUUUCCUUGGCCGAGCUGUCCCCCUGCUCCCCACUUUGUGCCCCACCCAGCACUUCAAGGAAGAAGAAAUGCUCGAACCAGGAACCAGGAUUCAGGACAAGCUAUACCACUUGUAGUCGAGAGCUGCAUCCGAUACAUCAAUUUAUAUGGACUCCAGCAGCAGGGGAUCUUCAGAGUGCCAGGUUCUCAGGUGGAAGUCAAUGACAUCAAAAAUUCCUUUGAGAGAGGUGAAGACCCCCUUGUGGACGAUCAAAAUGAACGAGAUAUCAAUUCAGUUGCUGGUGUUUUAAAACUGUAUUUCCGAGGACUGGAAAACCCACUCUUUCCUAAGGAAAGGUUUCAAGAUUUGAUAUCUACUAUUAAACUGGAGAACCCAGCUGAGAGGGUGCACCAGAUCCAGCAAAUCCUCGUCACCCUUCCCCGUGUGGUCAUCGUGGUCAUGAGAUACCUCUUCGCUUUCCUCAACCACCUCUCCCAGUAUAGCGACGAGAACAUGAUGGAUCCCUACAACCUGGCCAUCUGCUUCGGGCCUACCCUCAUGCACAUCCCCGAUGGGCAGGACCCUGUGUCCUGCCAGGCACACAUCAAUGAAGUCAUCAAAACCAUCAUCAUCCAUCAUGAAGCCAUCUUCCCCAGCCCCCGGGAGCUAGAGGGACCUGUGUAUGAAAAAUGCAUGGCUGGAGGGGAAGAAUAUUGUGACAGCCCACACAGCGAGCCAGGGACCAUCGAUGAAGUUGACCAUGACAAUGGCACUGAGCCUCAUACCAGCGAUGAAGAAGUGGAGCAGAUUGAAGCAAUUGCCAAGUUUGACUACAUGGGACGGUCCCCGCGUGAGCUGUCUUUCAAGAAAGGGGCCUCGCUGCUCCUGUACCACCGCGCCUCGGAGGACUGGUGGGAGGGCCGGCACAAUGGCGUGGAUGGACUCAUCCCCCAUCAGUACAUAGUUGUACAGGACAUGGAUGAUGCCUUCUCCGACAGCCUGAGCCAGAAGGCUGACAGCGAGGCUAGCAGUGGGCCACUGCUGGAUGACAAGGCCUCUUCCAAAAACGACCUCCAGUCCCCAACGGAGCACAUCUCGGAUUACGGCUUUGGGGGGGUGAUGGGCCGAGUGCGGUUACGAUCUGAUGGAGCGGCCAUCCCCAGACGCCGAAGUGGGGGCGACACACACAGCCCACCCCGGGGCCUGGGCCCCAGCAUAGACACACCACCCCGGGCUGCUGCCUGCCCCAGCAGCCCCCACAAAAUACCCCUCAACCGGGGGAGGAUUGAGAGCCCUGAGAAGCGGAGGAUGGCGACGUUCGGGAGCGCUGGCAGCAUCAACUACCCUGACAAGAAGGCGCUCUCCGAAGGGCACUCAAUGAGGUCGACCUGCGGUUCCACCAGGCACAGCAGCCUAGGGGACCACAAGUCCCUGGAGGCCGAGGCCCUGGCAGAAGACAUCGAGAAGACCAUGAGCACAGCUCUGCACGAGUUGCGGGAACUCGAGAGGCAGAACACGGUCAAGCAGGCGCCAGAUGUGGUGCUGGACACCCUGGAGCCCCUGAAGAACCCCCCAGGCCCCAUCAGCUCGGAGCCCGCCAGCCCCCUUCACACCAUCGUCAUCCGCGACCCUGAUGCUGCCAUGCGCCGCAGCAGCAGCUCCUCCACCGAGAUGAUGACCACCUUCAAGCCAGCCCUGUCCGCCCGCCUGGCCGGCGCCCAGCUGCGCCCGCCUCCCAUGCGGCCCGUGCGGCCGGUGGUCCAGCACCGGUCCAGCAGCAGCAGCAGCUCAGGCGUGGGCAGCCCAGCCGUGACGCCCACCGAGAAGAUGUUCCCCAACAGCUCAGCGGACAAGUCGGGCACCAUGUGACCUGCAGGAUGGGCCGCCCCGUCAUGGCCCACUGUGGCUCGCCACGGCCCAGGGUGGCCUCGGUGGCUUCCACGUGCUUCCCGGUGACCCUGGCCUUGGAGGGCAGAGGUCAGCCUGGGAGGGUGUGUCUGUGCAGAGCUGAGGUAGGCGCUGGCUGCAGCUCACGUCCAGCCAUGGGAAUCCCACAGACCUCUCGCGUGUCCGCAGACGUCCAGAGGAGUGCCGGAGCUCCGGCAGCCCCAACCACAGCAUCUCCUAACAUCGAGGCGACAUGCGAGUGGCUUCUCCCGCAUAUCCUCACUGGAAACUUCUCUCGACAUUCUGUCUACAUACCUAUAUGUGUGUGUAUAUCGACGUGUGCAUAUAUACACAUGUAUAUGUAUGUAUGUGUCUGUAGGUGUGUGUAUAUAUAUAUAUUUAUGCAUCUAUAUACAUAUACUAGAUCUGGACACACACAUACUAAGUGUAUAUAGUAUCUCCUUUUUCUUUUUAUGAAACUUAGAUUUACCUCAGACCCAUGCCACCAAACAUCUCCCGCCGAGUUAUUUGGUGGGAUUUGCAGGGACUUUUCUGGGAGAACUUAGAGGCCCAUAGUAACUGCGAAUGAAGCAAUAUACCACUAACCUGCAGAAAAACACAAACAAAAACAGUCUCCCACUGUCUCCAGAAGUCGUGGCCUUCCAGAACAGCCUGCCCCUCAAGGAAGGGUGGGGCAGGCAGUACUCCCAAGCAGGCUGCUCCCAGAGGUGGGGAACCCUUCAUAGAAAAUCCCCACCCCCAUCCACCCCAGAGACCCUGCCCUUCCACCCGGAGGCCAAAGGCCAACUGUACCCCCGAAGGCACGGGAGAAAGUUGGCGAGAAGACCCCUGACCACCACAUCCUUGUGUUUGUGUGUAGAGGCAGGGGGUAGUGAGAACCUCAGCCCCAUCGUAGCACAGUAUUACAUGUGGUUGGGAAAAAGGGAAAAAUAAAAAUACAGUGGUGUGGAAUACUUCAAAACCUAGAAACGCUGUAGGAAUAAAUCUGUGGCAACUAUAGAGGUUUAACUUA
Molecule: messenger RNA, 5097 nt
Organism: Sapajus apella (tufted capuchin)
Lineage: Eukaryota; Metazoa; Chordata; Mammalia; Primates; Cebidae
Gene: SRGAP3
Product: SLIT-ROBO Rho GTPase activating protein 3
Exons: 23
Coding region: 732-4046 (1104 amino acids)
Biological process (GO): signal transduction; negative regulation of cell migration
Cellular component (GO): cytoplasm
Molecular function (GO): protein binding
Source: RefSeq, a predicted model, not a curated record